AUGUCCGCAGGUUCUACGGAACAGUUGGCUGUUAAAGAUUGUCCAACGUGUCAAAGGCGACGUAUCAAGUGCGAUCGGGGCCUUCCCGCCUGCCGCAAAUGCGGCAAACGCAAUUUGGAGUGCCCUGGCUACGGCCUACAGCUCAAAUGGGUCCAGGGCGUCGCUAGCCGCGGUAGUCUGCGGGGCAGAGCAUUUCCCUCACUCGAUGCUCCUAUUACAGUAUCAGACUCGCCUCCUUCGGAUAUCUUAACAGACACCCGUACUACUGGAAACGGAAUAAAUGCUCUGGAUCGGUACAACCGUUCCAUGACACGUUUCUCACGGGGACCCCUUCCAUCCCCCGCUUCGGAACUUUGCUUAUCGCAAGCUCGACCACUGCAUGUUUCACGGUUGCUCUCCUGGUUCAACGACCGAGUCGCCCAUCGACUUGCGUGGGUUCCGCAACAAAAUGCAUGGCGCCAUAUGAUUCUGCCAAUGGCGGAAAGCUCUGAAACCGUUCUUUCUUCCAUUCUCGCCAUUGCCGCCCAUGAUCUGGCAUCGGAGUACCCUCCAAAUGACCUAGGACAUGGAACAUUCCAGCAGAUGUCGAAAAACUAUCAAAAUAAAUCUCUUGCUCUUUUGGCUCAAGAGUUGAACAGUCUUUCUACAUCUACAUCGGCACUCCAAGCGAGCACAACAUCUGCCUAUACCCUUGCAUCUGUGAUUCUUCUCUGCAACAAUGAGUUUAUGAAACCACAAGGCGCCGGGUGGAGGGUUCAUCUCUCCGCUGCGAGGGAAAUCAUCCUUGCAGCGGGAAACCGACCUUGCCGGCACCACCAGCUGGCCUGUAUCGAACAGUUUCUCAUGUUGGAAUUUUAUGAGGCUUCGGUGUGGGCUGAUUUGACGACAUUUGAUAAUUAUAACAUGGCGAUCAAGUCCCCUCCUGCUAGCGCCGAGAACGCAGUCUUUACCGACUUCAUUCAGGUCAUUGACCACAUCACCCGCCUGGAGCGUCUGAGAUUUUGUUCCGGGACAAUCGAGCAGGCUUCAUCAUACGGCCCGAUGCAAGACAUCCAGUCGCAGAUUGAGUCGGCUAGAAACAACAUGAUGCGUCUCAGUAAAUCUAUUCACUUCUCCUCCAAAGCUGAUCAACAUGGCUUUGAACUGGUAGUGUGGAUGUACUACCACGCAACUAUAAUUUACAGCCAUCAAGCUUUAUCAGAGGAUGCUACUGGUGGUAAUUAUGUGCGCAAGUCUCGGGAUGAAAUCCUCCGCUAUGUACAAUUUCUCUCCGGGACGCGAGACGGCAUGUUCGCCCAGGACCUUGUCUGGCCCCUUUUCAUGGCAGGAACUGAACUCCAAGGACAUCCUACCGGUCAAAGGAUCAUUCAGGAAUGUUUUGGUAAUGUCAUGCGUAUCAGCCGCACUCUGGAUAGAGCGCGUGUUCUUUCGUUCGUUGAGACCUGGUGGAACGACCCUGGUACUCACACAUCUUGGAUUGACAUGGCUCGAAAGCAAUCUCAAUCUUCGCAGUGUGACAUUCUUAUUGUAUAA
This is a messenger RNA of Penicillium expansum, 1533 nucleotides long. RefSeq names its product Zn(II)2Cys6 transcription factor. The record is from RefSeq and is a predicted model, not a curated record. The coding region runs from base 1 to 1533 and encodes 510 amino acids. Gene Ontology annotation, cellular component: nucleus. NCBI's taxonomy places the organism in Eukaryota, Fungi, Ascomycota, Eurotiomycetes, Eurotiales, Aspergillaceae. Gene Ontology annotation, molecular function: transcription cis-regulatory region binding; DNA-binding transcription factor activity, RNA polymerase II-specific; zinc ion binding. The transcript has 2 exons. Gene Ontology annotation, biological process: positive regulation of transcription by RNA polymerase II.